Messenger RNA from Lycium ferocissimum, 707 nucleotides. RefSeq names its product putative protein FAR1-RELATED SEQUENCE 10. The record is from RefSeq and is a predicted model, not a curated record. NCBI's taxonomy places the organism in Eukaryota, Viridiplantae, Streptophyta, Magnoliopsida, Solanales, Solanaceae. The coding region runs from base 14 to 556 and encodes 180 amino acids. The transcript is spliced from 2 exons.
CAAAUAAAAAAAAAUGGAGGAUGCACAUGUUGACAAAGGGCCUCCUGCCCAAGAAGAUUCCAAUGUUAACGAUCAAGAAUACUACACAAGAGCGCAUAGUGUUUAUAACAUUAACAAGAACUUUGUCUUUGAGAUUGGUAUGAAAUUUCAUUCUGAAAAGGAAGCAUACAAUGCCUAUAAUUCAUAUGCCGUGGCAAAAGGUUUUGGUAUCCGAAAAGGAGCAAAGACUUAUGACAGAAAUAAGGAGAUCACAAGGUGUUUAUUUCUUUGUUCUUGUGAAGGAAAAUCUGAUAACCUCUCCCCUUUUCAAGAAAGGAAGCGACAAAGAUUACAAUAUAGAUGUGGUUGUUUGGCUCGUAUAAAAUUCAAAAUUUCAAAUGAGAUAUGGGAAGUAUGUGAGUUCAGUGAUGUGCAUAACCAUCCCAUGAUGCAAGAUAAUUUGAGACAUUUCAUACAAUCUGGUCGCAAGCUUACAAGUGCUACUAAAAACAUUCUUGAUUCUAUGGUUGAUGCUGGAAUUCGUACAAAAAAAAGUUGUUCGAUUUCUUCAGAAUGAAGCAGGUGGUAUCGAAAAUGUAGGAUUUAUUGAACAAGAUGCACAUAACUUCAUACAAGCACAUAAGAGAAACAUGAUUAGUAGUGGGGAUGCUCAAACUUUGAUAAAUCAUUUCAUGCAUUUACAAUCAGAGGACUCUAACUUCUUCUAC